Molecule: messenger RNA, 1074 nt
Organism: Lepisosteus oculatus (spotted gar)
Lineage: Eukaryota; Metazoa; Chordata; Actinopteri; Semionotiformes; Lepisosteidae
Source: RefSeq, a predicted model, not a curated record
AUGCCUACUCUUUCAGAAUCGCUCCGGUUUCCCAGCAUGCCCGCGCAAGUCACCGAGCCUUUCCUGUCCCCUCCAGAGCGCGACAAGGAGAACCGGCACCGGCGCCGCAGUCCGACUCGGAGCCGCAGUCGCGAGAGGAAAAGGAGGAGCAGAGAGAGGAGGAGCCGGGACAGGCGGAGCGAUUCGAAGGACCGCCGACAGAGGCGGAGCAGUCGCUCCCCGCACCGGGAGAAGAAGAAGAAAGUGAGGAAGUACUGGGAUGUGCCGCCGCCCGGGUUCGAGCACAUCACCCCCAUGCAGUACAAGGCCAUGCAAGCGGCGGGCCAGAUCCCCGCCACCGCCCUGCUGCCCACCAUGACCCCCGACGGGCUGGCCGUGACCCCCACCCCCGUGCCCGUGGUGGGCAGCCAGAUGACCCGGCAGGCCAGGAGGCUCUACGUCGGCAACAUCCCCUUUGGCAUCACUGAGGAGGCCAUGAUGGAUUUCUUCAACGCCCAGAUGCGCCUGGGGGGCCUGACCCAGGCUCCGGGGAACCCCGUGCUCGCCGUGCAGAUCAACCAGGACAAGAACUUCGCCUUCCUGGAGUUCCGCUCCGUGGACGAGACGACGCAGGCCAUGGCGUUCGACGGCAUCAUCUUCCAGGGCCAGAGCCUGAAGAUCCGGCGGCCCCAUGACUACCAGCCGCUGCCUGGUAUGAGCGAGAACCCCAGCGUCUACGUGCCAGGCGUGGUGUCCACGGUGGUGCCGGACUCCGCCCACAAGCUCUUCAUCGGGGGACUGCCCAAUUACCUCAACGACGACCAGGUGAAGGAGCUGCUGACAUCCUUCGGCCCCCUCAAGGCCUUCAACCUGGUGAAGGACAGCGCCACCGGGCUCUCCAAGGGGUACGCCUUCUGCGAGUACGUGGACGUCAACGUCAGUGACCAGUUGAAGGCCAUUGCGGGUCUGAAUGGAAUGCAACUGGGCGAUAAGAAGCUGCUGGUGCAGCGUGCCAGCGUGGGAGCCAAGAACGCCACUCUGACCAGUAUAAACCAGAGCCUGGUGUCUGUGUGUUGGUAACCCAUCUAUCUCUCU